UGCUCUUGGCUCAAAACAUUAGUUUUUGUAGGAUUUAAAGGGAUUAGGGUUAAUUUUUUUCGUGGAGUAUGAGCCUUGAUUCUUUGAACAAAGUCUAGUCUCGGGGCGGACUGGCUGUAAGUGGAAUUCUGUGACUCAGUGGGGAUAUAAUAAAGUGCUUUGUCAUUUGCAGAUAGUCUUAGGGUCAAAUUCUGAUGACUUAUCACACUUGAAGCUUGGGAAGAGGAGGCAUGGCCUGAUAGAAUGAGUACAUUAUUCUUGGAAACCUAGUUAGAGUUUGGCAAACACCCAGAAAUUCGUACAUGAAGUUUUGCUUCUACAUAGGACUCAAGCCUUGGAAGAAAGGAGACUUGAUACCAUCCUGCUGUCACCAUCAAGUACCACACAUCAACUAAUCUUACAGGAUUAGCAUAAAAUAGUUUCCCCGCCCUGGGGCGGCGCUCGCGCUCGUGGCCUCGCGGCUCCCCCAGCCCAGCUCCCCUGCUUUCGGAGCCCAGCGCCGCCGCCAUGUCUUCCGGGGCCAGCAUGAACGCCCUGCAGCGUCUGGUGGAGCAGCUCAAGCUGGAGGCCGGCGUGGAGAGGAUCAAGGUCUCGCAGGCAGCUACAGAGCUUCAACAGUACUGCAUGCAGAAUGCCUGCAAGGAUGCCUUGCUGGUAGGUGUUCCAGCUGGAAGCAACCCCUUCCGGGAGCCCAGAUCCUGUGCUUUAUUCUAAAGGCUGUAAGGAAGAAGUUCACUGAGGAAUGCUUUUAAGCGCAAAGUGAUGAAUGACUAACUGCCUCCAAGUCUCAAGAAAACACUUUUCUCCAGACAAAUGACUUAGAUAUUUCAGACCUUUCCUUGGCCUGGUCCUAUAGCCAAAAUUCUAUAGAAAUUGAUGAGUUUCUACUCAGAUAAGGAAACUGGGUGAGGGGGAAGACUAGAUAAUAAUGGUCAGACUCUUUUGGUAAAGUGCUUUUAUAUUAAACAAAAAUGUUACCACCAAAUACACCUCUUUCAUAAGCGAAUUAUUGGUGUUUCUAUACCUGGAAUAUUACGUUUGUUUUAUUUACUGGAUGUUUACAUUUUGGGAAGGCAAACAUUUUUGUUUGUUAAAAAAUUGAAUAUUUGUAAUUUGUUCCUAAGAUUUUUAUACCAUAACAAAACUGUUCUUUUCUCCUGAAUUUACAGUUUCUAAAUGAAGACAAGCAAGUGUAAAACUGGGGGAAGAAUAGGCUUUAUUAAUCAAAUGAUGUCUUGAUUUUUCUAAACGAGAAGAGAAGAUUGCUUUAUUUUUAACACUAAAUAUGGGAGCUGUUUCUUAGCAAACUUGUUUGGAAAGAUUCAUGUUGUGUUGUGUAUUAGAUUGCCCCAUCUGUGUAUGAAGCAGAUUUGGUCUUUGUCUUCUUAAGUUCCUCUACUUUAUAGUUGUGGUUGUACUUAAAAAACAAAAAACAAAAAAACACACCAUUAUCUCAUGUCUUUAAAAAAAU
Molecule: messenger RNA, 1471 nt
Organism: Neomonachus schauinslandi (Hawaiian monk seal)
Lineage: Eukaryota; Metazoa; Chordata; Mammalia; Carnivora; Phocidae
Product: guanine nucleotide-binding protein G(I)/G(S)/G(O) subunit gamma-10-like
Exons: 2
Coding region: 508-714 (68 amino acids)
Biological process (GO): G protein-coupled receptor signaling pathway
Cellular component (GO): heterotrimeric G-protein complex
Molecular function (GO): G-protein beta-subunit binding
Source: RefSeq, a predicted model, not a curated record